AUGAAAUACCAUAGAACCACGAUUAAAGUCGAUUUAAGUUUCCUUCCCACUACAAAAGACAGUGUCCCUGUAUUUUUAGAACCAAUUCUCCAAUUCAUUGAAGACAACAUUACUGAGGUUGGAAUAUUCAGGUUAAACGGAAGUCGUGCUCAAGCUUUAUUAAUCAACGAAACAAUUUCUCAACAUGUUCCUACCAUUCCCCCAGAAAGUACAGUUUAUGACGUAGCUUCAUUUUUGAAAUUAUGGUUAAUGGAAUUACCAACCCCAUUAUUACCGCCAUCCAUCGUCUCCACGUACUAUGGCCCUGAUAUUACAAGAGCAACUAUAGACGUUCUUUCUCAUAUAAGUCUAACCGCCAGACUUUGUAUUGCACGAAUUUUCCACUUAUUACAACAUGUAAUCGAAUGUUCAGAUAAGAAUCAGAUGACUUUCGCUAAUUUAUCUCCCUGCUUUGUUUAUGCCUUCACUCAAAAAUUUAAUGGUUAUCCAGGUGAUUUUCAAUUCCAGCCAUUUUUCGCAAAUGUUUGCGCCCAUCUCAAUGAGGAUGGUACAGACUUUAAUUUAGGACUAAAUAAGUCUAUACCAUCGGUUCCAACGGCUAGAAGGAUGACCAAGACCUGCUUAACCUCAAUGCAAAGAAGAAAUGUGGGCUAUAUUGAUAAGAAAGAUAUUUUAGAAGCAGUUCCUAAGGAUGAAAAAGUUAAUAAUCUGUUUUGA
This is a messenger RNA of Trichomonas vaginalis G3, 717 nucleotides long. RefSeq names its product regulation of protein localization to cell-cell adherens junction. Gene Ontology annotation, biological process: small GTPase-mediated signal transduction. Gene Ontology annotation, molecular function: GTPase activator activity. The coding region runs from base 1 to 717 and encodes 238 amino acids. Lineage: Eukaryota; Parabasalia; Trichomonadida; Trichomonadidae. The record is from RefSeq and is a predicted model, not a curated record. The transcript has a single exon. Gene Ontology annotation, cellular component: cytoplasm.